Molecule: messenger RNA, 2390 nt
Organism: Microplitis mediator
Lineage: Eukaryota; Metazoa; Arthropoda; Insecta; Hymenoptera; Braconidae
Exons: 13
Coding region: 99-1670 (523 amino acids)
Biological process (GO): microtubule anchoring
Cellular component (GO): ciliary basal body; centriole; axonemal microtubule
Molecular function (GO): microtubule binding
Source: RefSeq, a predicted model, not a curated record
AGCGAACACUUCAAGUAAUUGUCAAUUAUGAUUUUCUAACACCUAAAUUUUUUUAAAUAUUUUAUUUUCAGUAAAAAGUUUACUUUAAUUUAUUAAAUAUGGAAAUUUGUCCUCCAGCAGUAUCGCGAUCUAAAAUUCCCCGUUCAAUAAUUACAAUAAAAAAUACGAUUUGCUUAGGUCACGAAGACUCUUGCAAUUGUUGCUGUUGCUCCAAUCCUCAACCGGCAUAUCUUAAAUAUGUUCAACCUCCCGUUCCAAAAUCAUUCAAACCCGUUCGGUAUUACUGGAGAAAUGAUAUUCCAUUUGAAGCCAACACAACUUAUAAAUUAUCUUACUGGGAUGGACCGACACCGAGUGGAAAUUCAGUCAAGCCGAUUUUACCCGAAGAUUCUCUGACAGUUGGUGAUGGGAACAUUAAUGAUGAAACAGUUCACAAACUGAGUUAUAUAGGCAACUGGUGUGUGAAGCGGGAAAUUCAAAAUGAAUCUGCGCCUCGGCGAACAGUCGAACAAUGGCUAGGUACAGGACCAAUGCAAGAUAAUACAACAAGUAAAGAUGCUUAUACAUGGAAGUCUAUUGCACGAUCUAAACCUUUCAAAGUAUCUAACAACUUGUACUGUCCUUGCGCAUCUAUAGAUGAUAAUACAACAUACAAGUUAAGCUAUUACGAAUCAGGCUGUGGCAUUCCAGUAUCGCGAUCUUUCAAGCCAAAGAAAAUUUACACCAAGAGUGACGUUCCAAUGGAUGGAUGCACCACUUAUAAACUCAGUUACUGGCCUUACGAAACACCUUGCAAAGAAACUCAUCCAUGGAAUCAAAAAAUAAAAUAUCACGAGCCUUUAACGCCAUUGGAUGACUCUACGAUAUAUAAAUUAAGUUACUGGCCCAACAAUCAGCGUGUCAGAAAACCAUUCAGCCAUUCAGCUAGACAAACGAAUAAUUUAUUAAACACUGGGCAAGGUUUUGACGAAAAUACGACAUACAAGCUCAGCUAUUUUGCGUGCGGAGAUAACGUUCAGAGAAAACCAAUUAAACCGGUCGCUAAACCCAGUGAAUUAUCAAAAAGCCCUUUGGCUGAUGACACUGUGCAUAAAUUGAGUUAUUUGGGAAACUAUAGAGUAAAACCAGAGCAACCAAUAAUACCUGGUAGCUCUAUUGAAAAUUGGUUUGAAAGUGGACCGAUGCAGAAUUCAACGACUCAGAAAAAUGAUUUUUCAUGGAAGUGCAGCGAACCUGGGCCAAUGGCUUCUAAACCAGAAGAUAAUCUUGGAUUUUCAUCUAUGCCCCUCGAGUGCUGUACUACACAUAAACUGUCGUACUAUCCCAAUGAUCUUAAUGGAUUGGUGAAAAAUAAAUCAUUCAAACCCCCAGUGGAAAAUAGAUAUCGGCAGCCCGAUGUUCCUUUUGAAGGUGAAACAAUCAUGCGACUGAGUUACCAGCCAGUGGAUUGCUAUUUACCGCGAAAAAAACCGUGGGCCCAACGUACUGAGUAUCACCCACCUCUCACAUCUAUGGAAGACAAUACCAUUUACAACCAAAGUUACAUACCUCCAGGUACUUUAGAGGCUUUGCCGUGUGACCAACCCUGUCCUCGAUUGCCAUCAGACAUGGGUCAAGAUACGCGUAAUGUUCCUCCACAUUCUUAUUGUGUUGCAGCAUGUUCGUCGUGACUCGGAUGAAGUUUUUUAUAAAUAUUUAUUGCUGUCUAUCCAUUUAUAUUUUAUACUUAAAUAUACAUAUUUUUUUUAUAACAAAUAAAAUUUGAAUAAAUUAAAAAAGUAUUUUUAAGAAAAAGCCAAGCUGAAGAUUGGAGGCUUAACAGGCUUAUAAAUGUUGUGUAAUAAAGGGUUAAAAAAAAUAUAAGUCUUUAAGUGAAGCGAAACGAAGCGGGAGAUUUGAAGCCGCCAAACGAUAUAUUAUUAGCAGAGGAUCGUUGCAGGUUAAAAAAAAAUCUAUAAAUAUAGAUACUCAAUAGGUAUCAGUCGGCCAGGGUAUCAGCGAACCCGAGGAUCAGUCAUUUAUGUCAGCUUCUGAAUUCCAUGGAUCCACAUUUACGAAGGCCAUGUGAAAGUAACGGUCGCUUCCUCGCACUUAACUCAAUUCCUCUGGUGUAAGUUCUUCAGCAUCGUCGUCGGUGUUACGAAAUAUCAUUACAUAUAUUACGAACAAGACGACAACGACUAUUACGGUGUGACUAAGUGUACUGAACCUUUGUGGAAAGGUAGAUAUGAUUUAUAUAUAUGGUAUUCGAUGAUGAGACCAUUAUACUGAUUGAGAGUAAAGGCUUCAUUUUGCUUUGGUACCAUCAGGUCAUCUCCGUUGCUGAGUUAAUUGAUUCUAUCGAAAUGUUUUCACAUAUUUUUCACAAUUUAUGUUCUGUUGAUACUUCA